Molecule: messenger RNA, 333 nt
Organism: Rotaria sp. Silwood2
Lineage: Eukaryota; Metazoa; Rotifera; Eurotatoria; Philodinida; Philodinidae
Source: the annotation of a GenBank genome assembly
AUGAAAAAACAACAUACACGUAAAUCUGAUGGUAUAUCAUUUGAACAACGAAAGUUUGAUGAAAGAAUUGCUCAACGUGCUCGUUUUACUCAAGAAACACCAGAUUUUAUUGUUACUGAUUGUUACAGAGGUAUGACUGAUCAAGAUAUCUCUCGUUUAUCUUCACGUGAUAACAUAAAACGUCGAAUUAGAAUGUUUCGUCAGAAUAAACAUGUUAUAGCAGCACCAAAUGAUCCAAGUUUUGAAUCUAUUCCUACAUCUUUAACCAAAACUGUUCGUCCAGAUCAAUUCUUGCGGUGUGACACUGGUCCAGAUAUGCAUUUCAAUGUAUAA